Messenger RNA from Knipowitschia caucasica, 267 nucleotides. Lineage: Eukaryota; Metazoa; Chordata; Actinopteri; Gobiiformes; Gobiidae. The record is from the annotation of a GenBank genome assembly.
AUGCCAUCUGCUAUAAAGCUCCACCGAAGAAGAAGAAGAAAGCAGUUAACGCACAACCACGUUUCCACUCGAAAAUUCGCUUCAUCAUUAGCUUGCGGGAGGUUGGAGCUAGCAGUGCAGCUCUGUUCGUCUCUUCGUUGUGGAGGAUCCUUUCGAUUACAGAGCGCCAGGCCCUUUGUGCAGCUGAGGCCCUGUAGUUCACGCAAACACUUUGCGCACCAGCCUCAUCCCUGCAGCCUGGACUAUUCUAAUGAACCCUCCUUCUGA